GAACAGUGUUGUGAUCUCGUGGCCGGUAUGGAUCUGUAUGAUGAGCUUCCUGAACCGCCUCGGGGACCAGCUUCUGAAUCAUCUCCCUCUGAAUCAACACCAACACACGUUAACGCCGCUGGCAAGCGCAGGGCAGAAACAAUAGACACCGGGAGCUGUGAUGGCAGACAUCGGGAAAAGAAAGUUUGUAAAGGACUAAUAUCACUGAAGGCUCAUGUAGCUGAACGAAGAGGAGAACGAGAGGAAUUACAGGAUGCUCAUACCAUUUGUGACCUUAGCCAAGAUUGCCAACCAAUGCCAGCUGACAUCUCACGGCUCUCAUACUAUGCAGUUUUUGACGGACAUGGUGGAACCCGUGCAUCACGGUUUGCUGCACAUAAUCUGCAUCAAAACCUGGUGAAGAAAUUGCCUAAAGGUGAAGGAAGCAGUGUGGAGAAGGCAAUGAAGAGAUGUAUUCUAGAUGCUUUUAAACAGACAGACGAAGAAUUCCUCAAACAGGCAGCAAGCCAGAAGCCAGCAUGGAAAGAUGGAACGACGGCCAUCUGUGUUUUGGUUGCAGAUAACAUCCUGUAUAUUGCCAAUCUUGGGGACAGUAGGGCUUUGCUCUGUCGAAUUAAUGAAGAAACCCACAAACCUACUGUGUUGAGCUUGAGCAGAGAACAUAACCCUACUCAGUACGAAGAGCGUAUGAGAAUCCAGAGAGCCGGGGGCAACGUAAGAGAUGGCCGAGUGCUGGGUUUGCUGGAAGUCUCCCGAUCUAUAGGAGAUGGGCAGUUCAAGCGCUGUGGUGUGAUAAGCACUCCAGAUGUGAAGAGAUGUCCCCUCACCCACAGUGACAGAUUUAUCUUAUUGGCCUGUGAUGGUCUCUUUAAAGUAUUUUCACCAGAAGAGGCUACAAACUUUAUCCUGAAUAUUGUACAGGAAGAAGGCUCUCAAGAAGAUGAUCUUGACACCCGUUAUGAAUCUGCGUGCCAUCGCCUUGCCAGUGAAGCAGUGCGCAGAGGUUCUGCUGAUAAUGUCACUGUACUGUUAGUGCAAAUUCAGCUCUGAUGAGCAGUCACAGGAAGAGAGGGUUUGCUUAAAAAGUAACAAUCUUUCUUUUCCAAUUGUAAAUAAAAUUUCCAAUCUCCACAUUUGUUUAUCAUGAGUAUUUAACUACUUUUUUUGUCUGCAGAUUAAUCGUUUAUACUACUGACGUUAAACUGUGUUUUUAUUUCUAAGGUAUGUUUAAAAGACACUGUGAAUCUGUGCCAGGCUUAAGUCACUGUCAGACUAUUAUGUUUUUGUAAGACCGAUUUUUGCCAUCAUUUCAGUAAACGCAUUUCUCCUUA
Bombina bombina (fire-bellied toad) is the source of this 1331-nucleotide messenger RNA. It is a transcript of the gene ILKAP, whose product is annotated as ILK associated serine/threonine phosphatase. The record is from RefSeq and is a predicted model, not a curated record. NCBI's taxonomy places the organism in Eukaryota, Metazoa, Chordata, Amphibia, Anura, Bombinatoridae. Gene Ontology annotation, biological process: protein dephosphorylation. The transcript is spliced from 10 exons. Gene Ontology annotation, molecular function: protein serine/threonine phosphatase activity; cation binding. The coding region runs from base 28 to 1050 and encodes 340 amino acids.